CUUUCAACAUUAGAUCAGUGGCGACUCUGCCCUGCUAGACUGCGUGGACCAGUGCCUACUUUAACCCAUUGUCGCGAAACUGCAGUGUUCCACAUGUGUCCUUUACUGUAAGUUCAAGUUGUGUUGUAUAGAGUGCAAGUCAUCUGUGUCAUUGAGUGGGUUAAAAGUUACGUGAGUGAAACUACCGCGACUGAGUGAGACGUUUUUUUACGGACGAGCAUGACUUGUCGAACUGUGUCAGGUGUAACCCUUGGUUUGCUGCUCACAUAUUUUUUAGCAAAUUUAGACUUUACUUUGUGCUCGGGACAAAAUCAAGACACCGAAUUUACUUUUCUAUUGCCUGCUGGCACAACAGAAUGUUUUUUUCAAACUACUGUACAGAACGGGAGCUUGGAAGUAGAGUACCAGGUGAUAGCAGGAGCAGGUCUGGAUGUAGGCUUCACCCUGAUCUCCCCCAGUGGCUACCGGCUAGCCUCGGACUUCAGGAGGUCUGACGGCAUCCACACGGUGGAGCCCACAGAGGAUGGGGACUACCGCCUGUGCUUUGACAACAGCUUCAGUAAGCUGUCUGAGAAGAUGGUGUUCUUCGAGGUGAUCCUCGAGGGCCAGGCGGGGGCCGCCGACAGAGGCGACAGCUGGGUUGAGAUGGACCAAACAGAGAGCCUGGUGGAGUUCAAACUGGAAUACAUGAGGGAGACCACGGAGUCAGUGCAUCGUCACCUGGAGAAAAGCCGGCAGGUCCAGAGCAUGCUCAGGGCGUUUGAGGCUCGUGACCGCUACCUGUUGGAGGACAACCUGUGGAGGGUCUCCUUCUGGUCCUGCCUUAACCUGCUGGUCAUCCUCACCGUGGCUCUAACCCAGGUCUGCACACUCAGAAGGCUCUUUGACCACAAGAGGACGGUGCGAACAUAACGGCUCCCACGCCCAUGGUCUCUGGUAUCUCUCAUAUCCAGGACACAAGGGGGAUGGAACCAGCAUGACCCUUUUGUGGAGUAAUGGUCUCUCCUAGAGCUUGUGUAUGGGAUGUUCUGUAUCAGUUGUUGAACACGACUUUUGUAGUGAUGGGUGAAUUGACAAGCCGGAAAAGGGCCUACUUUUGUCAUGAAUAUGGUAUGUGAGAACGUUGUGACAACUCAUCCUAAAUCUAUCUGUGAAGAUGUCGUGGUACAAGAUGAAAGAUGUAAUUAAGAGUUUUAAAAUGAGUGACAAUGCAAUUAUUUAUUUACAACAUUGGUGUAGCAUAUCUUACAAAUAUAAAUGCGGGAAACAUUUUCCAUAAGGCUGUUUAAUCAUUGCCUUUGUUAAGAGAAAUCACUUCUGUCACGGAUGUUGUUUUCACACAUUUAUUUGAAUUAUUGUGUGAACCCUGCUGUGACAUUCAAUGGAAUGUGGAACCAGAAUAUAAAGCAAAUAAUGUCCUUAAGAUGUAAUUUCCUUCUGUACAGCAUGCAAACCACAGUCACAGUCAUUAACAUAAUAGAAAUGUUACUAGAAACUCGACACAAUAAUUAAGGAAAUGGAUCAAAGGCCUGCUAAUAUUCAUACCAGCAAUCUCCCUGAUUAAUGACUUUACCUUCCAUGUCAUGAAACUUAAUAAUGGUUCAUGUUAAUGUCACAGAAGGCAGAUGGUAUAAGGCAAACUAGUACCAUUUUUAGUGUUAUGGGUCCAUUAUCCAGUCUAAUAACAUUAAGCCUCAGUACAAUUGCACUUAAUAGUUAUAAAUUGUGUAGGCUAAUACCCAACCAUACCUAAGGCCCUCUGUUAAAAUAGGUUAAAAUUUCAUCUUGAGUUCUUUACAUAUUUGCGAUUUACAGGUUUGUUUCCAUAGUUACUAGCUCCUAGGCCAACCAUGUAAUUUAACGUAACAUAAAAAGGUGAGCUAAUCGCACUAUUAACACUAAAUACCCCAAACGGUUUAUCAGUUACCUCUGUACAAACAACAUUUAACAGUUGCACAUAGGCUAACGUGGAUUGUAGAAGCACUUGGCCCAAAUUUGAGUUUCCAUCAAGUAUGUACAAAAAUCCAAA
Hypomesus transpacificus is the source of this 2029-nucleotide messenger RNA. It is a transcript of the gene tmed1a, whose product is annotated as transmembrane p24 trafficking protein 1a. Gene Ontology annotation, cellular component: COPII-coated ER to Golgi transport vesicle; Golgi apparatus; endoplasmic reticulum. Bases 220 to 912 code for a protein of 230 amino acids. The record is from RefSeq and is a predicted model, not a curated record. Gene Ontology annotation, biological process: Golgi organization; intracellular protein transport; endoplasmic reticulum to Golgi vesicle-mediated transport. Lineage: Eukaryota; Metazoa; Chordata; Actinopteri; Osmeriformes; Osmeridae. The transcript has 4 exons.